Messenger RNA from Planococcus citri (citrus mealybug), 2245 nucleotides. Its product is annotated as membrane-associated tyrosine- and threonine-specific cdc2-inhibitory kinase-like. Gene Ontology annotation, molecular function: ATP binding; protein tyrosine kinase activity. Gene Ontology annotation, biological process: protein phosphorylation; negative regulation of G2/MI transition of meiotic cell cycle; meiotic cell cycle. The transcript is spliced from 11 exons. The record is from RefSeq and is a predicted model, not a curated record. Bases 157 to 1350 code for a protein of 397 amino acids. NCBI's taxonomy places the organism in Eukaryota, Metazoa, Arthropoda, Insecta, Hemiptera, Pseudococcidae. Gene Ontology annotation, cellular component: nucleus; cytoplasm.
CUUCCGCCUAGAAAUUUUUUUAUCAGUUCACUAAUCUUUUAAUUUCCAGAAUUGGUGAUUCAUUCAUUUAUUGCAUGCAAAGUUGGGUUUAUUUCAUGAAUACAUCUAACGCAGUAUUCGGUUGAUAUAUUCCAGUACUCGGCUGUAUUCCUUACAAUGGAAAUCAUGGCAGAUGUAAUACUUCCCAGGAAAAUGCUCGAUCCGGAUUAUCGUAAAAUUCAACCCCGUGCUCCAAAACAGUGGAAAAGAACGAGACCAUUCAAGGAGAAAUUCGUUUCGGGAUUCCAACCGGUCGCUCCGUCUCGACGCUCUUGUGAAUGGGCCAAAGAUCCUCUUUAUUUGUACGAAGCCUUUGAGAAUCAUACUAGAAUCGGCCAAGGAUCAUUUGGUAUGGUUUACAAAGUAACUUGCAAAGAAACAGAGGAGAAGUGUGCCGUCAAGAUUUCUAGAGUCAAUGGAAUUUACAAUUGGAAAGAAUCGGUGGAAAAAUUAUUAAUAUAUGAGAAAGUUAGCAAACAUGAGAAUAUUGUUAAACUUUAUAACGCAUGGAUUGAAGAUGACGCUUUGUAUACUCAAAUGGAACUAUGCAGGAAAAGUCUACUUCAGUUUAUUUUAGAUAAUGUACAUAUGGAAGAACACCAUACGUGGAAUGUUAUGAUCGAUAUAUUAGAGGCUCUGAAUUAUAUUCACUCGCAAGAUUUCGUACACCUUGACGUCAAACCGGAAAAUAUUCUCUUGGGUUUUGAUGACAGAUAUAAAUUGGCCGACUUUGAUCUUAUACACGACAUCAAUAUAUCAGUCGACCAUAUCAGAGCAGGAGAUGAUAAAUAUCGAGCACCCGAAGUUAAAGAAGAUUCUUUCCAACCACAUCCUAAAAAUGACAUAUUUAGCUUAGGUAUGACACUUUUAGAAAUGGCAGGAGAUUUCUAUCUUCCUAAUGGAGGUGCUCAAUGGAAACAACUCAGAAGAAAUAGCUUCCCUUCGAGUCAGCUCAAAGGACAUGUCUCCGAUACUUUGAUCAACGUAUUGCAUUUAAUGUUGAGGAAAGACAUUCAAGACCGACCUUCCGCUGAAGAAUUAUUAAACCACGAAGACGUUUACGAUAGAAAAAUGCAAAGGUUACAGAUAUUACCACCCGAGUCAAGCGUUGUUCGUAGAUUCGUUGAUCAUAAUGCCAUGAAAUUACAAGAAAAUUUAGAGUUUAUGCAAAGGCUCGAAGAACGAGCUGAAAUUUCCGAUAUAGAAAAUUUCAUUCGUGCAAGAUCUCAGUCACCUGAUGUACUAGAUAUAAGUGCGGAGGAAGUAUCAGCUCCAAAAAAAUUGAAAGUCAUUCGUCGUCUGUUCACUUAACUCAGGUGGCCUAACGAUCUGAUUUGUGCCUUUUGCCUAUUUCUUCUGAAUACCAUAAGUCUCAUUCGUUUUAUUUAUUUAUUUACAUUUAAUGGAGAUAUAAUUAUUUAUUGUUUGUUUCUCUGAUUUUGCUUUUUAAAAUUAUUUUGUAUUACGUUAAUUUUGUGCUUUUCUCGUAUUUAUUUAUGUUGAUAGAUUUUACGUUUAAAAUGUUGGAUAUUCGGAUGAAACAUCGUGUUUUACAGACGUUAUGUUACCUUGUCAAGAAAAAACAAAAAAACAAAAAAAAAACGUAAAUUAUUUUGAUAUUUACCUCAUUUAGUGUUUUUGUUAUGAUAACAGUCUAGUCUGUUGUUUACUCGAUCUCAUAAUUUAAGAAAUUUACCAAGAUUCAUUGUAUACUCUUACUGAACGGAUGUUUUCGCGUAAUAUCUAAGUUACUUUUAUGAUUAUUUUUUCCCCUUUCCCCCCUUACGUAUUAAGUAGAAUUAUUAUAUUAUUUCGUCGAUUCCAAUUUCUACGUAUCAUUAUAAUGAAUACGAAUCGUUGGAUGUUUCCUGGAUCAGAUUGAGAAUCAUUUAGUUGCUGGAUGCGACGAUGUUAUUCAAGAUACGGACUUUCUCAGUGAUCGAGUCAGCUUAGCUGAGUGUAAUAUAUUCUUUAUUUAUUGCGGUCUUUCGAGGAUGUGUAACGAACGUGUCGAUCAAGUUGAUUCCGAGGAUUAGAGCUGGUGCUACGGUCGAGUUUAGGAUUUAAAUGGGAUCGAAUUUCUUGAAAUGUUUUGUUUUGUUUCGUUUCAUGUGAUUUGACUUGUGUUUUCUUUCUUUCUUUAUUAUUCGCGUUUCUUUUUUACUGUCUUUUUGUAAUGAUUUGAGAUAUUAUAGUUUUGCAUUAA